CGUGUUGGUUCCCACCUGGAAAUCUUCCCAGAUGUCGUCCGUGACCUGCCACUGUUCUCCAUCAAGCCCUACCACGGCAUCCUUGCUCCUGGCCAGAAGCAGACCUUUCACGUGCGGUUCUCCCCAAAGUGCGCGGGGAAGUUUGAGACCACCCUGCUGUGCAGGAUUCCUAACCUGAAGCCCGCUCAGAAGACAGGGCAGGUGAUUGUGAAAGGCAGAGCCCAGGAGCAGAAGAAUCUUGGUAAACCAUUAGAGCAGACAGAGGAAGGCCAGGGACCCGAGAAGCAGAUGCUCUGGAAACCAACAUCCGAGUAACAGUGUUUGUGUCAGCUGGGGCCUCCUGCAGGAGCCGGCAACAUCAUGCCUUCUGCUGGUGACGGUCUCCCACCCUUGACCAGAGACCUCUGCAGCUACCCUUCCAAGUUUCAGUGAACAUCUCUAGCUUACCUUUUCAUUACUGACAUUAAUUAACUGUUUAUGAGACUGAUAAUUAAUUGAUAAAUAAUAAUUGUCCAUUAAUUGUCAACAAAUUAUUAGUUGUCAGCUUGUCUUGGUUUGAAAGACAGGUGUCUGCAGAACCUCUCUGGAAUGCUAUUGCCGGCCGGGGGCUAUGUACAAAUCAUGAACGGGAUGGGACUGCUAGGAAUUGCCUUGAGCUGUUUUAUUUUCCAGCAUCACUGUCAUUACAUGGUUAUGACAAUCGAAAGAUGCCAGCAGCUCACAUCCCCAGCAGCAGACAAAGAACUUAAUGUUACAACUUACUUUUUAAGUUUUUUGACCAAUCACACA
Molecule: messenger RNA, 789 nt
Organism: Passer montanus (Eurasian tree sparrow)
Lineage: Eukaryota; Metazoa; Chordata; Aves; Passeriformes; Passeridae
Product: hydrocephalus-inducing protein homolog
Exons: 2
Source: RefSeq, a predicted model, not a curated record